AUCUGUCUAUUGAUGGGACUGAACAAACAACACUAGAACUUUCACUUCACAUUAAAACAAGCACUAAAGUCACUCGAUUCACCGAAGCUGGACGGGUUAACAUGAUUUACUCGUGAGCAUCUGAUCCAAGGACUUCGGGUUGUGUUUAUUAACGAUAUUUAUUUCUCUCACAUUAAAUCAUCAGUUGACAGAGACACGCGAUGCCCAGUCAGACUCUGCGUCCCAGACUGUGCGUCCUGGAGAAGGGAGAGAAUGGAUACGGCUUCCACCUUCACGGAGAGAAGGGCAAAACCGGACAGUUCAUCCGCCUGGUCGAGCCCGAUUCCCCCGCCGAGUUCUCCGGUCUGCGCGCGGGCGACAGGCUCGUGUUCGUUAAUGGAGAGCGCGUGGAGACCGACAACCAUCAGCAGGUCGUGGCACGGAUACGCGCGACCGCCGGUAACCUGGAGCUCAUAGUUGUGGAUAUGGACACCGAUCAGCUGCUGAAGAAACACGGGCUGAUAUGCGUGAAGGAGUUUGUCACGGAAGGAGUUCCGGUGCCUGAGUUUGAUGAGCCUGAGAUUGACAAGAAGGAGGAGGUGAUGGGAAACGGCCAACCGGGAGACUGUCCGCCGCCGGUCCCGGAGAGAAACGUGGAGAUCAUUCCCGUCUACAUUUAUUCACGGGAAGAACACAGAUCAUCAGUGAGCUCGGAAACGGACUGUAAACAUCAUCUCAGGCCGAGACUCUGUGUUAUUAAGAAAGGUCCCAAUGGCUUCGGCUUCAACCUGCACAGUGAAAAAUCCAGACCCGGCCAGUACAUCAGAGCUAUAGAUGAGGACUCGCCAGCAGAGAGGUCCGGUCUCAGGCCUAAAGAUCUGAUAAUACAGGUGAAUGGGGUUUCAGUGGAGGGGAAGCAGCAUUCAGAGGUGGUGGCUGCUAUCAAAGCCGGUGGAGAUGAAACAUCGCUGCUGGUCAUAGAUCCAGAUACAGAUGCUUUCUUUAAGAAAUGUAAAGUGACGCCCAAUGCAGAGCACAUCACAGGACCAUUACCUGAACCUGUGCUCAACGGGAACAUGGAGAAUAAGGUUAAUGGAAAUGUGGCUAAAGAAGUGGUGCUGAAGGACUCCAAGGUAUCAGUCAGUCCAUCCCCAUCCAACUCAUCUUCCAUUACCUCUUUCACGACUCCGCCCACUGGGACUCCGCCUCCUGAGGCUGUGGAGGAGUCUAUCGUGAAUGCCAUACCAGAGCUGAAUCUGUCUCUACAGCAGGUAAAGGAACGCGCUCACCAGAAACGCAGUAAUAAGAGAGCGCCACCUAUGGACUGGAGCAAGAAAAACGAACUGUUCAGUAACUUAUAAACCUCUCGUAGCUUAAAGAGUAGAUUUAAUGAGGUUUAAAGCAGUCGACUCAGUAUGAUGUACAGUGUGUAUAUCCUGUAUACACACAGAUUUAUAUUGUAUUCAGAAGAUAUAUUUUACUAACAUCCGAUUUUUUGUAAACGGAGCAAACAGAAUGUAAAAGUCUACAACUGUGAUGUAUUACAAACAAUGGCUGUGCUUGGAAUGAAAUACUAAUGUUUUUACACCUAGUUCAGUUGAGCCCUCCAAACGCUCCCGGAGCAGUUCAGGGUGUAUAUGUGAACAAACCAAGUGAUCUCAGACCCCCCUUAAAGCACCCAAAAGUGAACCGAACUCAGACCACGUCUGAGUUCUUAUGAAGUUGUGAUGUAAAAGGGUCUGACAUCACUUCAGUUCUGAAGAGGACCAAAAAAUGAACUAGGUCCUCUUUUGAGUCCACUAUAUUGUGAACACUAAAAGGACUGAGGUCACAUUCGGCUGAUUCACUUUAAGUGAACUGGGUUUGGUUCUUUAAAAAUGAACUAUGUGUGAAAACACCCUUAUACUACCUAUAUUAUAUGGUGUACAUAUAAUGUAUACUGCCUGUUAUGUUUUUAUGAAUUUGUAGAGUCAUUAAAGAAAAAAUAACUUGUCACACUGGAAAGGUCGACCACAUUGCAUUAUGGGAUACAGUAUUCCAUACUGUAUGUGUGCAGGACAUAUUUUGGAUAAAAAACACAUCAUCCUGGUAUUCAAUACAUAUAUUCACAUACUAUGGACUAGGGUUGCAAAGCGACUUUUGCUUCUGUUUCAGGUCAAUUUUCAAUGGGAAUCCUUGGAAAUAUUUAGAAAAUAUUCGAAAUUGGAAACUUUAAUUCAACUGAAAUUGCAUUAAAUCUUGUUGUUUUAAACAAAAUUAUGCUUAACUAUAUUUAAGUUCAUUGUUAUAUGCAACUCUACAUUUUUUUUUUUUACAAAUUCCCAGUUUAUUCCCAUUAAUUCCCGUUAAUUCCCAUGGAAAGUUUCCAGCCUUGAAUAUUCCCAGAAUUUCGCAACCCUACUGUGGACACUAUACACAAACAUGACUUUAGUGUGUUAGUAUGCUAUUCCAUAUGUAGCCAUUGUAUCUAAUCUACUGUGUGUGUGGUAUUUUGAGCAGGUGUGUGUUUGUGUGUGUACAGCUGUAUAGGGUUUGAUGCGUGAUCGUGCUGUACAGGUGUGCAAGUGAAUUACCAAACAAUGCAGUUUAACUUUUAUUCUUUCUAGCUGUUCCCAUCCUUACCCUCAUGUCUCUGUUGAGGCACAUUUCAUUUCUAUAAUGGACCAAAUGAAGACUGUAGAUAGAAACGCAUCUUAAACUCAACUAUCAUUGUCAGCCAAUGAGUUCAUUUGUUAACUAUGAAUAACAGAUCGUAUACUGUAGGUAUCUCUGCGGGUUUCUUUUUUUAUAUAGAUUUAUCCACCUAUGUACAUGCUAUUAUGUAAUACUGCACUUUCAAUCACUGUGAUGAAUUAAUUCUUGUAUGUGUGCACACGUGUAUGUUUUUUUCUACGUAAUUUCAAUAAAUUUAUAGUUCACAA
Misgurnus anguillicaudatus (oriental weatherfish) is the source of this 2900-nucleotide messenger RNA. NCBI's taxonomy places the organism in Eukaryota, Metazoa, Chordata, Actinopteri, Cypriniformes, Cobitidae. The record is from RefSeq and is a predicted model, not a curated record.